GAUUUGAUUAUUAGUAACCGACCGAUGCACCCUAGCUCUUCCUUUUUGCCGGCUAAGGUCACUCUCCACUUUCCGCUUCUUAAUAUUUUUGUGAAAUUCCUUCUCUCUUCUCUCUGAGUUUCUACAAUAUAGCAGUAAAGAUGAUGGGAUACGAGAAUCAGACUUGCGAAGAGUCCCACCUUUAUCCAUCAAAAGAAGAGAUGGAAUCUCUGGUCCUCAACGACGAUUCCUCUAAUGGCGCUCAUCGUUUCUCCGAUCCACUUUCCUCCUCAUCUCUUCCCUUCGCUGAAAUCCCCACUGACCAAAGUCAAACCCCUAACUCUUCCUUUAAUUCCAUCCUCGAACCUCCUUCUUACGCUGACGCUAUUUUCAGAUCCUUCGACGCUGAUCACUCCUCUCCCGAAGUCAAUGGCGGCCAUGAUCACUCUAUCGUUUCUCCUUCCUCAUCUCCCUCCUCCUCCUCCGAGUUUUUGAGUAUAAGUGUUUUGGAUCCGCAGAAAGAGCAAGAGCUGUCCAAUUCUCUCGUUCCAGGGGGGACUACUUAUGUCACAUACCUAAUUACUACCAGAACGAAUUUACCCGAGUUUGACGGAACUGAAUUUAGCGUUCGGAGGAGAUUUAGAGAUGUGGUGACUUUGUCCGACCGAUUAGCUGAAUCGUAUAGAGGUUUUUUCAUUCCGUUAAGGCCGGACAAGAGUGUCGUUGAGAGUCAGGUGAUGCAGAAACAGGAGUUUGUGGAACAGAGGAGAGCAGCACUGGAGAAGUACCUGAGGAGAUUAGCUGCCCAUCCUGUGAUUAGGAGAAGUGAGGAGCUAAGAAUGUUUUUGGAGGCUCACAGGAAGCUUCCGCUUGUAAGAACCGCAGAUGUGGCGUCCAGGAUGUUGGAUGGGGCAGUACAGUUACCCAAGCAGAUCUUUGGUGAGACAGCAGGGGGAAUGGUGGAUGCCAAUGAGGUGGCUCAGCCUACCAAGGGAGGUAGGGACCUGUUGAGAAUAUUUAAGGAGUUGAAACAAUCUGUGGCUAAUGAUUGGGGUGGUGUGAAGCCACCUGCUGUGGAGGAGGACAAGGAGUUAUUGGAAAAGAAGCAGAAGUUGCAGGAUUUCGAGCAGCAGCUCAGCAAUGUGUCUCAGCAGGCUGAAGCACUUGUAAAAGCUCAGCAGGAUAUUGGAGAAACCAUGGGGCAAAUGGGCCUAGCUUUUGUCAAGUUAACAAAGUUUGAGACAGAGCAAGCAGUUAAUGAUUCACAAAGAUUAAGGGCUGCAGAUAUGAAGAAUGUAGCAACUGCUUCCGUUAAGGCAAGCAGACUAUACAGGGAGCUAAAUGCACAAACGGUCAAACAUUUGGAUAAGCUCCAUGAAUACCUUGGAGUGAUGUUAGCUGUGAACAAUGCAUUUUCCGAUAGGUCAAGUGCUCUUUUGACUGUACAGACAUUGUUGUCUGAACUGUCAUCACUAAAGUUGAGGAUCGAAAAACUUGAAGCUGCUUCAUCUAAGAUAUUUGGUGGGGACAGGUCCAGAAUUCGCAAAAUAGAAGAGCUCAGGGAAACUUAUAGGGUAACUGAAGAUGCCAAAAGUUCUGCUGUGAGGGAAUACGAGCGGAUCAAGGAAAACAACAAGAAUGAGCAUGAGAGAUUUGAGAAGGAAAGACAUGACGACUUCUUGGGAAUGUUGCGAGGAUUUAUAGUCAAUCAGUGCACAGAGUGAACAUCGCAGAGGAACAUUACAUAGCUUUAACUCUGUUAAACUCAAGGUUUAAUGAUGCAUAACUGAUGGACACUUGGUGUUAAGAGUAUCGUGCUAUAUGCAAACUAGGAUUGAAUGGCACAUCACCAUUUUAACAGUUUUAUGUGGUCUUGCACUGUUGAUCAAUGGAGUUGCUUCUGAUGUUUAGUCUAGUUUGCAGUAAAAUAAGGCUUUGAGGAUGUUGACCCGUUCUUUUAAUUUCUUUUGCAAGCUUCAUAGAACUACUUGAAGUACAUUAUUAAGCCAUAUUGUUAAACUGGAUGGUGAAAGAUUCAUUAUGUAGCACGGGAUUUGAUAACAGAACUUAGACCCUUAAAGCUGGCCCCACACUAGAUGCGAGAGAGAGGGUAUACAUAUUGGGAAUUAGUUGUUUUUGCCAUCUGUGGGGAAAAGUUGAAAAGAAAUGUUUAUAACAAUGAUUACUUGGUAAUCGGGCAAUAUACAUUAUCAAAUUCAACUCAAAACAAA
Capsicum annuum is the source of this 2210-nucleotide messenger RNA. RefSeq names its product sorting nexin 2B. The record is from RefSeq and is a predicted model, not a curated record. Lineage: Eukaryota; Viridiplantae; Streptophyta; Magnoliopsida; Solanales; Solanaceae. The coding region runs from base 141 to 1703 and encodes 520 amino acids. The transcript is spliced from 5 exons. Gene Ontology annotation, molecular function: phosphatidylinositol binding.